Messenger RNA from Magallana angulata, 3848 nucleotides. RefSeq names its product leukocyte elastase inhibitor-like. The transcript has 2 exons. Gene Ontology annotation, molecular function: serine-type endopeptidase inhibitor activity. NCBI's taxonomy places the organism in Eukaryota, Metazoa, Mollusca, Bivalvia, Ostreida, Ostreidae. The record is from RefSeq and is a predicted model, not a curated record. Gene Ontology annotation, biological process: negative regulation of endopeptidase activity. The coding region runs from base 185 to 1420 and encodes 411 amino acids.
ACUAAAGAAAUGAAGAACACUUUGUUAAAAGGAAUUGUGUUUUAAAAUUAAAUGUUCAGCGAUUGCCAUUGUAUCUCAUUUAAAAAAGACGUACUACUGCUCAUUUGGGAAUAAAGCGGACGAACUAAGUGCAUGUAUAACUUGACGAUUCCUCAGGUGAAACUUGAUAUCAAAAAGAACUGAAAUGAUGUUACAGACUGAUAUCCUGCUUAAAGUGAUACUUUUUGUUUGUGUUGGUAUAUACACAGUAAUGGCGACUGGUCAACCCUUUAGAAAUAAAGAGACUGCCACUGCAUUUGGCGAUGCCAACAAGGCUUUCAUGUUGAGUCUUUUGAAACAAUUACCACAGGCAUCGAACGUUUUCUAUUCGCCUUUCAGCAUUUCCACUGCUUUGGCCAUGGUCCACUUGGGAGCAAGAACAGAUACUCUAAAAGAAAUGGAUCAAGUUCUUCACUUUGACAAAAUGGGAAAAGAUACCCACUCAGCUUUUGGGGGUUACCUAGAGUAUUUGUCCAAGGAAACUGGUGAUAUUAUCCUUAAAACAGCAAAUAAGAUCUAUCAAAGCAUGAAGCUUAAGCCUCAAGAGACAUUCAUGAAAGAAUGUGAAAAACAUUUCAAGGCAGCAGCAGAAUCAAUGGAUUUUUCUCAGUCAGCAGUAGCGAGUUCGAAAAUAAAUUCUUGGGUUAGUCAACAAACAGAAAACAAAAUCCAGAAUCUGGUUCCAGCAAAUGCAUUAAAUACUCAUACAUUCAUGGUUCUCAUCAACGCUAUCUACUUCAAAGGGAAUUGGAAAAGUAAAUUUCAGUCCGAGGAGACUAAAAAAAUGGAAUUUCGAAACGAAAAGGAUAAUUACAUGACUGACAUGAUGUACCAGAAGGAUUCUUUUAGAUACUGCCAUUUACCCGAUAUGCAAAUAAAGGCCCUUGACAUUCCAUACCAAGGUGAUAAACUAAGCAUGCUCGUUCUUCUACCAAUGGCUGUGGAUGGACUAAAUGAUCUGGAAAAGAAGCUAUCCGAACAUCUCCUCAAUGACGUAAUCAGCAAUCUCGAGGAGAACAAUGUCGAGGUGUAUCUUCCAAAGUUCAAAAUGGAGAGUACGUUUGAAUUGAGGCCCUACUUAUCAGCUAUGGGGAUGUCAUCUGCUUUUGACGCGAAUAUCGCGGACUUUUCCGGAAUGGACGAAGGCAAAAAUGUGUACAUUAACGAAGUGUUUCACAAAGCGUUCGUAGAGGUGAACGAAGAUGGGUCAGAAGCCGCCGCUAUGACAUUGGUGUUGAUGGAUUGCUCUAAUCAUAUAACACAUGAGUUCAGAGCCAACCAUCCCUUUCUUUUCUUUAUCCGCGAUUCGGUUAAUGACGUCAUUCUUUUUUCAGGCAGAUUCAACCAACCAGUGGAAACGCCCGGUAAAGACGAACUCUAAAUUGUGGUUAUGGUGAAGAUAUACUUUGCUGUCUGAAUAAAUAUAUUUCAGACGAUCGACGAAGUAUAGUAAGAGGUGUUCGACAGAGUGAGAGAAUAAAUGAUCCUAACAUUGCUACCAGAAAUCAUAUUCACACAAAUGGGCCGCAAAAAUAUGAUUCUGGUAAGAAUCAACAGUGGUUGUUAACAAAAAACACACCACAAAGAAGACAUUACCAGUUGGUUGUGCAAAUUUUCAUGAUAAAUUUCAAUAUAUUUUCAGCAACACGUUUUGAUUUUUAACAUUUCACUAUUAUUAUUAGGAAUCGAGUUCGUUACUGUAAGCAUUUCAAACGGCAAUUAUAUGACCAUUGCCAUAGAAUGAAGUAAUGGAGAACACAUUGAUUUUUACAUUAUUCUAAUACAAAGAUUAACUCAUCAUUAUUCUCAUGGAGAUUAUGUAUUUCAAACCAUUUGGAUUUUUUUGUUACAUUGUAUUGAAAAAAAAACUUAAUGCUUUAGUUUAUAUGAGCUCAAGGGACCACAUAGUAAAAUAGAAAUGGGUUAUUUGAAAGGUUCAUGUAAGAUCAUGAUCAUCCGGUAGAAUUUGCACAAUUUUAAAGCUAAGAAAAAGCUGGAUAAUUUUUUCCUAAAUGGUAUUAUAGAUCACACUUCAGUUUAUGACGAUAAUCAUGGUUAUUUAAGUGCAUUAGGUUCCCAAAAGAAUUAAAAAAAAUCAGGUAAGCUGGAAUUUUCAGGUCGAUUUAAAAUUUCAGUUCUUUCAUAUUUUUCUUAAAUGAUUGAUAUGGGUGUAAUUUCAUGAUAUAUGUCUACCAUAAUUCACAUGAAAAUAUAAUAAAUACACACACAAAGCCAUUUUAUUCAAAUUUAUUUUUAUAUAAAUUUCAUGUCAAUCAGGUCGUAAGUAUUUCAGGUUUUUAGUAUAUCCCGUAUACCAACCCCGAUACAUUGUUUUGAAAGAAUGGACUGAAUGGAAGGAAUACAAAAUAUUUCAGAUAGAAUAUAGUCUCAAAAAAAAACCCACGUCUAACAGGACAGUCUAUUGCCUACUUUACAUUUACGAGUAAACAAAAAAUAUGUAAUAUUUUUUAAAGGCAUUAAACAUAUUUCUACAUGCAAAUUUACUUUUCAUUCAUAAAAAUAAGCAUGAUAUUAGUUUUAAAAAAAUAUCCCACAGAAACGCAGUAACAUUAAAUAAAUGUAUAACAAAUAAAGGACCGCCUACCGGCGGCCCGUAAUAUCUAAUUAUAAUGUGUUCGACAUUUUUAUGUAUAAUUUCACAUUCAAUUAUUGAUCCGACUCGAAAAAGUUUAAUACAUAGGUUUGGACUCUUUCAUCGUCAAUGCGAAAAAAAAUUGAAAUCCCAAAUUUUUAUAUUUUCGAUGAAGUUAAAUAUUUUGCAUUUAAAAGCAAAUAAUUGGGAAAUACGUUCUCAACAGUGUCCUUUUCCUGAACUCUAUAUACUAGUUAAUACGCUACCUUUAGUUUUGAUUUACACUCCUCCUUCGAACCACGUUGUGUCUUUUUGGGUUAAACUUUACCGAAUAAAUGUAGAUUUUGGUUUUCAAUUUAAGUUUAAUCCACGCAUGUGGAAGUUGUUUAAAAAUCAUGUACCUGCUGCUCCUGAUUACGAUAAAAUGCAAAAUAUUGAAUGGUAAUUAAAACAACAUCUGAUUUCUUUUUUAAGACGUUGAAAUUCAAAUUCCUAUACUAUGGAAUCAGUAACAUAUGUAGCAUCACUCUUUGACGAAUUUCAUUUUUAACACUUUCAUUAUUUCGUGAACAUUGUUGCUUGAUAAAUUAAUUAAUACUUUUAAUAUAACAAAAUGAACAUAAGAUUUCUCAGUAUGCAGAUGAUACUUCACUCAUCUUAGAUGGUUCACCAAUGUCAGUUUUCGCAGCUCUUGAUACUUUAGAAUUUUUUUCACACAUUUCAGGUUUGAAGAAAAACAGCUCGUAAACAAAAAUUGUAUGGAUAGGUUCUAAAAAAUUUCCUAAUGAAGUUUUUCACCAUUCACGUUGGAAACUCGAUUGGGGCUCCACUUCUUUUAAUUUACUUGGAAUAGAAUUUUCUGUUGACUUAGAUAAAAUGACAUCACUAAAUUACAACAAACAACUGUCAAAAGUUUUUUCUCUUAUUCAACAAUGGAGGAGGAGAAUUUUAACUCCCAUUGGUCGUAUCACAGUUGUAAAAAGUUUGAUUAUUCCAAAACUGAACCACCCGUUUAUUUCACUUCCAAAUCCAAUACAAGAUGUCAUUCUAUCUCUUAGUAAGAGUCUGUUCGAAUUCAUUUGGAAUUCAAAGUGUGAUAAAGUUAAGAGAGAAAUUGUUACUCUCGAUUACCUAAAGGGUGGUUUAAAAAUGGUUAACAUUUCUAACUUCAUGGCAUCUCUUAAAUGUUCAUGGAUUAAGAAAUCAACUCAAGGCU